Amborella trichopoda is the source of this 3696-nucleotide messenger RNA. RefSeq names its product Cam interacting protein 111 (gene CIP111). The record is from RefSeq and is a predicted model, not a curated record. Gene Ontology annotation, cellular component: cytoplasm; chloroplast. Gene Ontology annotation, molecular function: ATP binding; ATP hydrolysis activity. Lineage: Eukaryota; Viridiplantae; Streptophyta; Magnoliopsida; Amborellales; Amborellaceae.
AUUAUCAAAGCCAUUUCCCGCUAAUGUAAAGCUCUCUGCACUAUGAAGUAAGCAACCAUGGCUCCAAAGCCAAAGAAGUCACCAAAAACCUCAUCUGUUUCUUCUACUAAACGCUCCACACCGGACCAGAAAACCUCCAUUAUCAGUGUUAAUCAAAGCCCUGAAACUCCUUCACUUUCUUAUGAUGAUGAAAGCUUUGAUUUGGCUUUAAUGGAGGCCAGUUUCAGGUUUCCUGGCUUCAUAUAUAGAAAUUCUUUUCAAGGUCGAGUUACAGAGGUCGAGGCCAAGAUGAAUGGUCCUUUUACGACGAUCUGGUUAUCUGAAGCUGCCAUGGCUGCUUCCUCUCUGUUGCCUGGUUCUUACGUAUCGGUCUCACUUGCCUCCUCUAAAGGUUCUCCCCUUGAAUCUCUAGCCAUUACAUACUCUGAAAAGUUCAGUAUCAACAUGGCUGAUUCAAUUGGUGCUUUCUUCGCAGUUGCAGUUGUGUGGCCUUCUCGAAAGGUUCUGAAGAAUGAUGUGAGAUUGUCAUGGAAUCUCUCAUGUACCAUGGGUAAUCCUUCACUGGGUAGAACUGUAUUUGUUUCCACUCUUGAAUGCUAUUCAAUAUCUCUUCAUUUGAAGAGCGCCCAAAACCCAGUUGAUGAUAAACUUCAAUGGGCCUCACUAAGAAAAUGCAAAGACAUUUAUUUAAAGUUACUUCCUUUGAAAGAAAAUAGAACCCAAAAUUCCUUUUCAACUCCAACAAAGACAGGGUCUGAUGGUUCUGAUCCAUCUAAAAAUGAAAAGCUUGAUUACACAGAAGUAAGAUUAGCCCUAGAAGAUGAAAAGAUAUGUGAACUUUUGAAGAAUUAUGCUGCUCGAUGGCUUUGUGGUCGAAGCCUAUUCCAUGGUAAUGUAGUGAUGCUUCCAAUAUGUGGUCAUGACUCUGCUUUUCAAGUGGUAGCCGGAAAGAGUUUUCAUGAUUCAGGAAAAAACAGUGAUGCUCCCUUCUUGAUUAACACAAAAACUGAGGUACAUUUAUUGUCAUCCACGCGAUCAAAUUUGGAAUCUGAUAAGAUAGGAGCUCUCCCUCUAAUUGGCUUUGAGAUCCCUGGAAAUAACAAGGAUAGUGGCUCUGAAGUUUCAAAGUUGGGUGGCCUAUCUGAAGAAGCUGGUUUUCUAGAUGAAAUAAUCUACUUCUCAUUGAUAAAUAGAGACACUUUGGCAAGGCUAGGAGUGCAACCAACAAAAGGUGUGCUUCUUCAUGGGCCACCUGGAACAGGGAAGACGUCUUUGGCUUGUGCUUGUGUUCAUGAUGCUGGUGUCAAUCUUUUCUCUAUUAAUGGGCCAGAGAUUGUUAGUCAAUAUUAUGGAGAAAGCGAGCAGGCACUGCAUGAAGUUUUCAAGUCAGCAACUGAAGCCUCCCCUUCUGUGGUCUUUAUAGAUGAAUUAGAUGCCAUUGCCCCUGCUCGAAAGGAUGGAAGUGAAGAGCUUUCUCAGAGAAUGGUGGCUGCAUUAUUAACCUUAAUGGAUGGUACUAGUAGAAAUGAUGGUAUAUUAGUUAUUGCCGCCACGAAUCGUCCUGAUUCUAUUGAUCCUGCUUUGAGGCGGCCUGGAAGAUUUGAUAGAGAAAUAGAAAUUGGUGUGCCAUCUCCUGGCCAACGGUUUGAAAUUCUGCAGAAGAUACUUCGGGGGAUGAGCCACUCCCUUAUUGAUACAGAAAUUCAGUAUCUGGCUUCAAGCACGCAUGGAUUCGUUGGUGCUGAUCUCACUGCUCUCUGCAACGAGGCAGCACUAAUUUCUCUUCGACGUUAUAUAGAAUGUGGAAACUCUAUUGAAUCUCCUAUGAAUUUUGAGGAUGAUUCAAUAGAGUCUGUGUCAUCAUUACUCUUGGAUUUAUCUAUAUCCUCUGAGCAUGUUCAUCUUUGUGGUGAAAGAAAUGACCUGUCAGAAACUGAUACUGCCAAAAAUAUGAAUCUUACCAACACUUGUGGAGGAAAGAACAUUUCUUCUUGUGGUGGGAGAACAGACUCUUUGUUGAGAGUGACUCCAGAAGAUUUUGAGAAAGCCAAAACGAAAGUUAGGCCUAGUGCUAUGAGAGAGGUUAUGCUCGAGGUUCCAAAAGUUGGUUGGAAAGAUAUUGGUGGUCAACAUGAGGUUAAACAACAACUUAGAGAAGCUGUAGAAUGGCCACAAAAGCAUCAGGAUGCUUUUAAACGUAUAGGGACAAAUCCGCCAAGAGGCAUUUUAAUGUUUGGGCCUCCUGGUUGCAGUAAAACAUUAAUGGCUCGUGCAGUGGCUUCUGAAGCAGGGCUUAAUUUUCUUGCAGUGAAAGGCCCUGAACUUUUUAGCAAAUGGGUUGGAGAAUCUGAAAAGGCAGUAAAGUCCUUGUUUGCUAAGGCAAGGGGUUCUGCUCCUUCAAUAAUUUUUUUUGAUGAAAUAGAUGGACUAGCUGUGGCUCGUGGAAAUGAUGGUCGUGGAGCUUCUGUUGGAGAUAGGGUUAUCAGUCAGCUGCUUGUUGAAUUGGAUGGUUUGAACCAAAGAGUAGGUGUAACUGUGAUUGCAGCUACAAAUCGUCCAGACAAGAUUGAUCAGGCCCUUCUACGACCAGGGCGCUUUGACCGACUUUUGUAUGUGGGACCCCCAAACCAUAGAGACAGAGAAGACAUCUUUCGCAUUCACUUGAACAAAAUCCCUUGUGGUUCUGAUGUCAACCUGUCAGAGCUUGCGAGCCUUACUGAAGGUUGUACAGGGGCAGAUGUUUCCUUAAUAUGUCGUGAAGCUGCUCUUGCAGCAUUGGAGGAAAGCCUUGAUAUGAUGGAAGUCUCAAUGAGGCAUUUUAAUCUUGCAAUAGGAAGAGUGCAGCCUUCAGGGGUUCGGAAUUAUCAAGAGUUAUCAAUUAAAUUUCAGAGGCUUGUAUCUAGCAGUUCCUGAGCUUACGGUUUGAACCAAGAGAAUCAAAGUAAGAAAUCAUGCAGACAAGAUUGCUUAUCCACUUGUAUGACCAGGUCCUCUUGAAAAUUUUAUUGCUCCUUCAGAAAGCAAAAAAAUCUGAAGAUUUUUUUAUAUGAUUUUGAUUUACUGCAUUCCUAGGGUGUUGAUGUUAAGUUCCUAUAGAAUACAAGAACAUUACAUGUAUAAAAAAGUAAAGGCUAUUAUGUACUCAGCUUAUAAGUUCACUGCAGGAUGCUUUGCUGAAAGUUGAGGGUGCAGAUGUCUACUUAGUAUGCUUUGAGGUAGUCAUUUGAGUUUUGCAGUUUGUUGUGCCUUCACUUCUUACAUAUUACUUCGGAGCCUAUAUUUGAGGUUGUACAAUGAAACCCGUCUUCGGGAAAAACUUUGCAGAACAGCUGACAUUUUAGAUGGUUGAAUGUGUCAUUUCAACAUCAUGGUCAGAAUGUUGGAGGUUGGGGCUUCUCAAGAGCUCAAAAGAAAUUCAAGAGGCUAGUAUAUGAAUGUGCGCAAGCAUCAUGGGUAGUUCUUCCUUUUUCUAAUUAUAAAGUAUGAUACAAAAUGGGGAAUAUUUUUUAAAAUAUUUUGGCUGUGGAUGUGAAUAAAUACUGUGACAUAAUAUUUGUUCUCAAGAGACUUCUAUUCUACCUUCAUGUCUCCCUGGAGACUUCCAUAAUAGCAAUUAUUCUAUGUGAGAAAUGAACUAAAUAAAAUGAACAAGGUUUUGUUACAGACAUCUUUUAUAUAAAUUAUGAUGCAUUGCGU